GUGGAGUAGGGUGGGCCUCUAAUCCAACAAGACUGGUGUCCUUAAAAGAAGAGGGAAAUAUGGACACAGACAUAGACACAGAGGAAGAUGAUGUGAAGACACACAGGGAAAACAUCAUGUAAAGACAGCCUUGGAAUGGUGCACCUACAAGCCAACACAGAAUCACAGCAUCUCAGAGUUGGAAGGAAUUCUUCAUAUGACCACAUUGAUUUUUUUUUUUUCCUGUUGGUCGGCAUCAGAUUUGUGAAGGCCCCUGGAGGAUUGGAUGGUGCCUGCCUAUACGGAGGGCGGAUCUUCCCCUCCUCAUCCACUCAGACUCACAUGCAAGUCUCCUCUAGAAACACCCUUGCAGACACACCCCAAAAUAACACUUUUAGAGUGUCUUCGAAGAAGGUAAAUAUUGUUCCCAUUUUGUGGAUAAGAAAAAUGAGAACCAGAGUGAUUAAGGGCUUGUUCAAAAGUACUCAACCAGUUAAUGUCAGAGCUGGUACUUGAACUCAGGCCUCUACAACUCUAAAUGUUUUCAAUGAUAGUAGAAUUGCCUCUAAUGUCAAAACACUGUAGAAUCAUAUUGAUGUUUCAGAUUAUAUUGCCAGUCGUACUUCGUUGAGCUAUGCUUGGUAAUGCCACUGCCAUCUUGGAAAGAAAAUAGAUGCUGAAGUUCCCCAUAGAUGCUGAACACUCAGAAAGUGCCAAUAGUUGCAUCGAUUUGAUUGUAUCUGCUACCUCAUUCCCUCUGAAACACCUGCAAAUAAAGGAAAA
Gorilla gorilla gorilla (western lowland gorilla) is the source of this 762-nucleotide messenger RNA. RefSeq lists its product as uncharacterized. The coding region runs from base 136 to 495 and encodes 119 amino acids. NCBI's taxonomy places the organism in Eukaryota, Metazoa, Chordata, Mammalia, Primates, Hominidae. The record is from RefSeq and is a predicted model, not a curated record. The transcript is spliced from 4 exons.